AUGGCUAAAUCAAAGGGGAAACGACUAACACUGACCCUAACUAUAGCAGCAACACUUGCCGGUCACUUCUUGGAGACAUGUUUUGCAUAUGUAAUUAAUCAGCGAGCUAGCUUGCGUCUAAGCCGCUACACCUUAAGAGGGCGGGAGCCAAGUACCGCCGUUCGAAUGUCAACUAGCCAAAAUGAGAAGGACCUAAAAAUCGUCCUAUACCCAGACCCGGUGCUUCGGAAGAAGUGCCACGAGGUGGUGCACUUUGACGAUAAUUUGAGGACCCUCGUAAGGAGCAUGUUCAACGUGAUGUAUGAAAGUAAAGGCAUGGGGUUAGCAGCUCCCCAAGUGAAUAUCAGCAUGAGGAUAAUCGUGUGGAAUGCACUUUAUGAAAAAAAAAAAAUGGAAAAUGAAAGAGUCUUCAUUAAUCCCAGCAUUGUGGAACCUAGUCUAAUUCGAUCCAAACUGGUCGAGGGGUGCUUGUCCUUUCCAGGCAUUGAAGGGAAGGUAGAUCGGCCAAGUGUUGUAUCGAUCAGUUACUACGACUUGGAUGGCAAUAAACAUUUGAAAAUUUUGAAGGGGAUCCAUGCGAGGAUAUUCCAGCAUGAGUACGACCACCUCGAUGGCAUUUUAUUCAUCGAUCGAUUUAGCCAGUCGGAGAAACAUAAAGUCCGAGCCAAGUUAAAUGAAAUGAUCCGCUCGUUUAGGAGUAACUGCGAGGGGGAGCCCGCCAUAUGA
Plasmodium cynomolgi strain B is the source of this 726-nucleotide messenger RNA. Its product is annotated as formylmethionine deformylase. NCBI's taxonomy places the organism in Eukaryota, Apicomplexa, Aconoidasida, Haemosporida, Plasmodiidae. The transcript has 2 exons. Gene Ontology annotation, biological process: peptidyl-methionine modification. Gene Ontology annotation, molecular function: peptide deformylase activity. Bases 1 to 726 code for a protein of 241 amino acids. The record is from RefSeq and is a predicted model, not a curated record. Gene Ontology annotation, cellular component: mitochondrion.